Molecule: messenger RNA, 177 nt
Organism: Dibothriocephalus latus
Lineage: Eukaryota; Metazoa; Platyhelminthes; Cestoda; Diphyllobothriidea; Diphyllobothriidae
Source: the annotation of a GenBank genome assembly
AUGACCGAAUCGAGCCAACCUGCGACCGAAAAUCACUUUUCGGACGGAAAAAAUGAGUCGGCUGACUAUGUGGUCUCAUAUCCAAGUGAAUUUGACGAGAAUCUCUCGGAAUCUGAUCGUGAGGAGAAACGGCGCCUGAUCAAGCAAGUAAGUUUUCAAGGAUUCCGUUGUUACUAA